AUGGACGACUUCGAGGAGCUCGAGCUCCUGUCGCUCGUUUCCAAGGUCACGUCCGAAUUACAAAAUCAUCUCGGCAUUUCGGAAAAGGUCUUGGCCGAGUUCAUCAUUGCGCAGCGGCUAGAAUGCAACACCAUUGAAGAGUUCAAACAGAGGCUGGCCGGCAUGGGAGGUGCGAAAUGGCCAGACAGUCUAUUCGACAGUGUAGAUCGGCUGGUGCGGACCAUGCAUCCAAAGUUCAAGUCUGGGUCGAAUGCAGCGAACGGAGCCUACGCCGACGAGUCUUCACAUCGAUCGAAAGAGGAAAAGCAGGGCUUGUUUCGAGGUCUGGCCAUUCCCGACAAGCAGGUGCCCUCAGACUACGAGGAUGGAGACGCCAUCGAUGAUACACUCGCACAGCUGGAAGACCUUGCGCCGAAGCCUUCCAAGCCCCGCGCGGAGCCAUCGAGUAGGAAACGCAGCUGGAGCCCAGAGGAUGAAGAUUCGCGCCAUCGUCGGAAAGAGAGGCGCAGGUCGCGCGACAGAAGAGACCGGGACUAUGACGACGACUACGAAAAACCGCAUCGGAAACACAGAAGCAGGAGGGAUGAAUACGAACGCGGGCGAAGAGAUGACGACAUGUUCAAAAGACCUCCCGAACCCGAGGUGGACGACGCGCCUGUUUUAUAUAAAAUCUACGAUGGUCAUGUCACUGGUAUCAAGGACUUUGGUGCAUUUGUCAAUCUGCAUGGGGUUCGCGGAAAGGUUGACGGUAUGGUUCACAUAUCCAAUCUGGUACAGGGACAGCGCGUCAACCACCCAUCGGAUCUGCUCACAAGAGGACAAGAUGUCAAGGUCAAAGUGACAAAGAUCGAGGGCGGUCGCAUAGGGCUAUCUAUGAAAGAUGUGGAUCAGGAAUCUGGCCAUGAUCUUAUGCCCCAAGCAAGAAUUACCUCGGGUGCAAACAUGGAGAGUCUCGGAGGCGGUCGCAACGGCUUUUCCGAAGAUAAUACUGCGGCACUUUCAGCUUACGCUGCGCAACCCCGUCGCCAGAAGAAACGAAUGACCUCGCCAGAGCGGUGGGAAAUUCGACAGCUUAUUGCAUCUGGAGUUGCCAAGGCUUCAGAUUACCCCGAUCUAGAAGAAGACUACAAUGCAGCCCUCAAGGGCGAGAGCCAAAUGGAACUCGAGGAAGAGGUCGAUAUUGAAGUGAGAGAAGACGAACCUCCAUUCCUUGUUGGUCAAACCAAACAGUCACUGGAGCUUUCGCCCAUCAGAGUCGUCAAGGCACCAGAUGGCUCUCUCAACCGUGCAGCAAUGUCUGGGACGAAUCUAGCGAAAGAGAGGAAAGAGUUGAAGAGAGAGGAGCAAGAUGCAGCCGCCGCCGAGGCUGAGGCAGAGUCCAGGUCAGAUCUGGCGUCCCAAUGGAACGACCCAAUGGCGAAUCCAGAAUCGCGGCAGUUUGCCAACGAUCUGAGGAAUGCCAGAAUGAAUGCCUCCAAACCCCCGGCUGGACAAUUGGAAUGGCAAAAAACUCUACGCAAAGAUGAACCGCGUGGCAAGCGUACAAAUAUGAGUAUCAAGGAGCAAAGGGAGUCUCUUCCAGUUUUUCAGUUCCGGAACCAGCUUAUCAAGGCCGUCUGGGAGAACCAGAUUCUUGUCGUUGUUGGUGAAACUGGUUCGGGUAAGACGACACAGCUUACACAGUAUCUUGCCGAAGCUGGCUUCACCAAAGAUGGCAUGAUUGGCUGUACGCAGCCUCGUCGUGUAGCGGCCAUGUCUGUGGCCAAGCGUGUCUCGGAGGAAGUUGGAUGCGAACUAGGUGAAGAAGUCGGGUACACCGUUCGUUUUGAUGACAAGACGACCCCAAAUACGCAGAUCAAGUACAUGACCGACGGUAUGCUCCAGCGUGAGAUCUUGUUGGAUCCCAACUUGGAACGAUAUUCUGUCAUCAUGCUGGACGAGGCUCACGAAAGAACGAUUGCAACUGAUAUUCUUUUCGCUCUACUGAAGAAGACCUGCAAACACCGACCGGAGCUCAAAAUUAUCGUUACUUCGGCAACCUUGGAUGCAGACAAGUUCUCUUCCUAUUUCAACGAAUGUCCCAUUUUUACCAUUCCCGGACGAACGUUCCCUGUGGAGAUUCUGUACUCGCGAGAGCCCGAAUCGGAUUACCUCGAUGCUGCCUUGGUUACGGUCAUGCAAAUUCAUCUUACUGAGCCACCGGGUGAUAUCCUCCUCUUCUUGACCGGCAAAGAAGAGAUCGAUACAAGCUGUGAGAUCUUGUACGAACGCAUGAAAGCCCUGGGACCAAAUGUUCCCAAUCUCAAUAUCCUGCCAGUCUACUCGGCACUGCCCAACGACCAGCAGAGUCGUAUUUUUGAGCCAGCACCACCAGGAGAGCGCAAGGUGGUUAUCGCAACCAACAUCGCCGAAACAUCAAUCACCAUCGACUUUAUCUACUAUGUUGUUGAUCCUGGUUUCGUCAAGCAGAACGCCUACGAUCCGAAGCUAGGAAUGGAUGCUUUGGUGGUUACCCCUAUUUCCCAGGCACAAGCCAAUCAACGAGCUGGUCGUGCUGGACGAACAGGUCCCGGAAAGUGCUUUAGGUUAUAUACCGAAGCAGCUUAUCAGUCUGAAAUGCUGCCCACAACUGUGCCCGAGAUUCAGAGACAGAAUCUCUCCAACACUAUUUUGAUGUUGAAAGCCAUGGGUAUCAACGACCUCUUGAAUUUUGAUUUCAUGGAUCCUCCGCCGACGAACACCAUGCUUACAGCUCUGGAAGAGCUUUACGCGCUCUCAGCUCUGGACGACGAAGGCUUACUUACUCGUCUCGGCCGGAAGAUGGCUGAUUUCCCCAUGGACCCGGCACUCUCCAAGGUUCUCAUAGCAUCCGUUGACCUUGAAUGCUCUGACGAAAUGCUUAGCAUCAUCGCCAUGCUCAAUGUGCCGACUGUCUUCCAUCGGCCCAAGGAGAAGCAGCAGCAAGCAGAUCAGAAGAAAUCCAAAUUUCACGACCCAUCCGGUGACCACCUCACGCUGCUCAACGUCUACAACGCAUGGAAAAAUUCCGGCUACUCUAACCCAUGGUGCUUUGAGAAUUUUAUCCAGGCACGUGCAAUGCGGCAUGCUCUAGAUGUUCGAAAGCAAAUUGUACAGAUCAUGGGACGGCACCGGCAUCAGAUUUCCUCCUGCGGACGCGACACGACGAAGGUACGGCGCGCUCUUUGUGCUGGAUUCUUCCGAAACUCGGCACGGAAGGAUCCCCAAGAGGGCUACAAGACCCUCAUUGAGGGUACGCCGGUCUACUUGCACCCAUCGUCUGCGCUUUUUGGGAAGCAGGCCGAAUGGGUUGUCUACCAUACUCUGGUCAUGACUUCUAAGGAGUACAUGACACAAACCACGACGAUUGAGCCGAAAUGGCUGGUAGAGGCGGCGCCAACAUUUUUCAAGGUCGCGCCUACAGAUCGCCUCAGCAAGAGGAAGAAGGCCGAACGUAUCCAGCCUCUAUACAAUAAAUUUGCCGGCGAAGACGACUGGAGACUCAGCGCUCAAAGAAAGGGUGGCAGAGGCGGUGGUGGCGGUGGUACUUGGGGUUAA
This is a messenger RNA of Pestalotiopsis fici W106-1, 3576 nucleotides long. RefSeq names its product Pre-mRNA-splicing factor ATP-dependent RNA helicase prp22. Gene Ontology annotation, molecular function: ATP binding; RNA binding. Bases 1 to 3576 code for a protein of 1191 amino acids. The transcript is spliced from 2 exons. NCBI's taxonomy places the organism in Eukaryota, Fungi, Ascomycota, Sordariomycetes, Amphisphaeriales, Sporocadaceae. Gene Ontology annotation, cellular component: intracellular anatomical structure; catalytic step 2 spliceosome. Gene Ontology annotation, biological process: spliceosomal complex disassembly. The record is from RefSeq and is a predicted model, not a curated record.